AUGUCCUUCCUCCAAACCCUCCUCCAGUCUUUGCGGGACAACAUUGCCGUUCUUGAACAUGAAGUCCAACAACAUGACCUAGGAAAGCCCCAAGUAUGGGACUCAGAAACUUCUGCAAAGCUCGACGACCCUGAACAUCUAAUCUCUUGGCAAGCAUUUGAGGCCAUUGAGAAGAUCCGCGUAGACGUUCGCGCUCUCGAUGCAGCAGUUACACCAAACCACAUCAAGCUGCUUGAGAUGGGCCUGCAGCCAGCACGGACGAGUGCACUUAAUGUAGCAGUGUCCCUUGGUAUUACAGAUGCAAUCAAAGAUCUUGGAGGCAAUGCGAAGCUUGCAGAUUUAGCUAGCCGGCUGAAUGUCAAUGAGCAGAAACUAGGAAGGGUCUUGAAGACAUUGGCUACUGAGUAUAUCUACCAAGAAAAGCAGCCAGGUGUUUUCAGCAAUACCCGACAUAGUAGGACUCUCGAAAAGGAAGGCAGUGCUGCUCAAUUCUUGUCCCUCUUGCAUAAUCCGGAGCUUCAUUGGACCUUUCAGGACCUUCAGCCCGCCAUCGAGAGCUUGAAGACCAACCUGCCCGAGGAUAUUGCAUCAAGAGCUGCCGAAGGGAAAGUCGAAUGUGUUGUACAGGAUUACUUCGAAGACAACGCAGCAGAGGGCGACGUAUGGUACCUCAGAGGAGUUCUACGCGAGUAUGAUGACGAAGACGCUAUCAAGAUACUUACCAAAGUUGCGAACUCCAUGAGAAAGACUCCGGACUCACGGAUGGUGAUCAACGAGAUCUGGAACUCGAGUCCAUUCAUCGUCAGCAAUCAUGAUGCGGCCCCGUCUACUCUGACACCUCGCAACCAGUCGAGGCUUCCGGAUCUUGCCAACUUGAUGACAUGGAACACUUUGCUCUUUUUCGGCGGGAAGGAGAGAUCAGUGCCAGAGCUCGAGUCCAUCCUUGGGAAGGCAGGUCUGAGAAUAAGCCGGUUCUUCCAGUUCCGCACAAUCACUACCAUGGUGGAGUGCUCGCUAGCCUAA
This is a messenger RNA of Colletotrichum fioriniae, 1023 nucleotides long. RefSeq lists its product as uncharacterized. Lineage: Eukaryota; Fungi; Ascomycota; Sordariomycetes; Glomerellales; Glomerellaceae. Gene Ontology annotation, molecular function: O-methyltransferase activity. The record is from RefSeq and is a predicted model, not a curated record.